AUGGUUACAGAUACAGAUCAAGCAAUGCUUGAUGCAAUACCUGAAGUGGAAGAAAUUAAGAAAGCAGUAUUUGAUAUGUACUCAAACAGUGCACUAGGGCCUGAUAGCUUCUCAGGCAUGUUCUAUAAAGCAUGUUGGAAUAUAAUUCAAGCUGAUUUUGUUAAAGUUGUUCAAUACUGUUGGAGAAGAAGAUACAUUCCAAAGGGCCUCAAUUCUAAUUUCUUGGUAUUAUUACCUAAAGUUCAAGGAGCAAAGAAGUCAAACCAAUUCACACCAAUUGGUUUAAGCAACUUCAGUUUUAAAGUUUUCACAGAAAUUCUCUACACCGGAAUGAGGAGUCUAGUAUGCAAGUUGGUAUCUCCACAACAAGUAGCUUAUAUUCAAGGAAAAAGUAUUCAUGAACAAAUUAUGGUAGCUUCUGGAUUAGUUAAUGAAAUGAAAAAGAAGAGAAGGGGAAGAAAUGUAGGUUUGAAGUUAGACAUUUCUCAAGCCUAUGACUCAGUAAGCUGGAAUUUUCUAUUCAAAGUUCUUCAACAGUAUGGCUUCUCAUCUACUUGGUGUGAAUGGUUGAGAAUUUUAUUUUCCUCAGCAAAUAUUUCAGUGAUGGUUAAUGGAGGGCCAAAUGGCUUUUUCUCAAUGCAAAGAGGGAUUAAGUAA
Papaver somniferum (opium poppy) is the source of this 657-nucleotide messenger RNA. RefSeq lists its product as uncharacterized. The transcript has a single exon. The record is from RefSeq and is a predicted model, not a curated record. Lineage: Eukaryota; Viridiplantae; Streptophyta; Magnoliopsida; Ranunculales; Papaveraceae. The coding region runs from base 1 to 657 and encodes 218 amino acids.